ACGGAAUCUGGAAAAGACAAGGACGAAAGCAAGCGAGGCUCUGUCUUUGUAACCAUCGAGGAUGUCCAGUCCCAAAUCAAGGACGCUCUCGAUAAGAACGGCUCUGCUUCUGCAUCUUCCAGCACGAGUAACGACUACAACUACUGCGAAGAGGCCGACUUGUACUACACCUACGGUAAGAGCAAGAACUACAAGGGCGGUAAGCAGCAGUACGGUUCGCACCCGUACAACGGAGGAAAAGGCAAGACCGGCAAGCCGAAGCAGUGCUGGUAUUGCUGGGGUUACAACCACACGCAGUACGAGUGCAGAAAGAAAGCGGCCGACGAAGCAGCAGGAAAAACCGGGAACAACAAAAACAACACGGGUAACAACAACCAGACCAACGACAACAACAACAACUAUAACAACAAAGGAAAAGGGAAGAAACGGUCCUGGUGAGACGAAGCUCCGAAUCUCGUAUCGGAGAAUGGAAAUUUUUCAAAUUUUGACGAAAAUUCUUCUGCUGAUUCAGAGGGUGGGACUGCGGUAGAUUACGACUACCACGACGAGGCAGGCCCAUCAACAGUACUACUUACGCGAAUAAGCGUGCUGACCGUCGAAGAUUUCCGGGGGGGUGAAGCCGCUCACCACCGGUCUUCUUCUUCAACAUCUUCAUCUUCAUCCUCAUCACUCAUUUACAUAGACUCGUGCGCAAAUCGAACUCUGUCCCGCGUCAGGUCAGACUUCGAAACAGUAGAAGAAACAGCACGGGUUAAACUCAACGCAGCUAACGGACCAGUCCAGCAAUUAGGUUCUCUCGGAACUUUCAGGCCUAACA
Amoebophrya sp. A120 is the source of this 817-nucleotide messenger RNA. Lineage: Eukaryota; Dinophyceae; Syndiniales; Amoebophryaceae. The record is from the annotation of a GenBank genome assembly.